AUGGCCACAGAUUCUCGUGUUGCUAGCACCGGGUUCAUUGGCGUCAAUAAUCGUUCGAAGUCGAGUAAGGUGUAUAGCUUGAGCGAGCUAGCGAAAAUGGGAAUUCGGGUUGUUGAAUGGGAUGGAAGGGCCGUUGUUAUAUGUGCAGGCCAUCCGGAUGAUGUUCAAUGGGACAUAUUGAUGGAUUUGGCAGCAGAUGCUAUAGAGGUUGCCCGCAAUAAGUGCUCAGUAUCAUCCUCCAACAGUCAUCACCGCUGGGGCGACUUUAUCUCGCUACGCUGCGGUGUAUCGUAUGGGGGCGGGCAAACUGCAUCAUCUAAUCUUUCUAAUUCAACGGUCAACAAAAUUAUCGUCGAAUGGCUGAACAGCCUGGAGCUCAUCCUAUGGGAGCUUGGGAUAGCAAUUGAAUUCCCAUCGGGAUCCUCUAUUUUGCUACCUUCUGCUUUGAUCUCUCGCUCCAACGUCUCUAUUGCACCCCACGAGCGCAGGUACUCUUUCACGCAGUAUACCGCUGGCGGCCUCUUUCGAUGGGUGGCAUAUGGAGGCAAGACCAAAGCCGAAUAUCUAGCUUCACUGUCUCCUGAAGGGCUGGCUCAGUAUGCACAAGAAGAGGCAGCUCGUUGGACAGAGGGUCUUAAAAAGAUGCCGGUCAUCUCCAAAGGGUAG
Molecule: messenger RNA, 666 nt
Organism: Psilocybe cubensis
Lineage: Eukaryota; Fungi; Basidiomycota; Agaricomycetes; Agaricales; Agrocybaceae
Exons: 2
Coding region: 1-666 (221 amino acids)
Source: RefSeq, a predicted model, not a curated record